GUCAGAGCAGAGAUGUCGCUGAGACCCGAACUCCCAGGUCCAGUUAGGGCCCGUCAUGCGAAGCGGCCGCGUCUAAGACUUAGGGGCAGACCCGUUCUGGUGGUGUCGUCGUGUGACCUCGGCCAGGAUACCCGCUCCCAAGGUCUUGUCCUGUUGAUGAACGCCGUCUGGUCCUUGUGAGCACCAUCACGGCAGGAAGCUCAGAGCUGCGCUCGCCCUUUCGAAAGCGUUGAAAGGGGUUGGAGUGGACGCAUCUUAGCUGACCCUAUCCCGAUUUGAGGUCUAUUGGCUCUGCGCUCCUGCGUGGUGCCCCGGGAAAUCAGUGAUUUCAAGUCAAGACUUACUCUAUUUCAGCUACUGGAGAACAGAAACACCAGAAGCCCUUGCGUUGGUCAAGACCCCCAGGCUUGGGAAGGACCCACUGAGCUGCUGACGUCCCUCCCUGCUCCUUCCUCAGCACCCAGGAUGGGCACCCCUGCAUCUGUGGUCAGCGAGCCACCCCCCUGGCGGGCCCCCCCGGAGGUCCGGGGCCGCAAGCAGGCCGCAGCCAACAUCUUCCAGGAUGCCGAGCUGCUGCAGAUCCAGGGCCUGUUUCAGCGCAGCGGGGACCAGCUGGCCGAGGAACGGGCACAGAUCGUCUGGGAGUGUGCAGGGGACCAUCGUGUGGCCGAGGCCUUGAAGAGGCUGCGCAGGAAGAGGCCCCCUCGGCAGAAGCCCCUAGGCCCCUCGGUACACCACUGCAGCAGGCUCAGAACUGCAGAGCCCUGCGCUCCGCCGGCCGAACCACAGAGCAGUGCCACGGAGACGGCUUCCAGUGAGCAGCAUGUGAACUCCAGGAGGGCCAGUGCCCGGAUCCGCCGGAACUGGAGGAAGCCAGGACCCACAAGCUACCUCCAUCAGAUCAGACACUGAGCCGGGGAAGGGGCCGGGACCGGCUGUAUCCUCCCCAGGAUUCACAGAGACUUUUGCCAAAGGGCUGGGGAAGGCAAAGAAGAGACAGCCUCACAACAGCCUCACUGCUGCCACUGGCCUGCGCAGGCCAGAACAGGCCCGGAGGCUUCCACUGAGCUGUCACAGGGGACCCGUUCCUCACCAGACUGAGGAAAAGCAGUGCCCGUUUCUGCCUCAGUGCUUCUCAGUUGAACACUGCCUGGGCUGCAGGGUAGUCUUCCUGGGAGUCAAGCGACAGGCACUGUGACGCAGCACCCCACUACUCCUGCUACAGCUGGGGCCCACAGUCCGGCAGCUCGUCCCACACCCCUGCCCCUCAGGCCGGCACAGGGAAACGUAGUGCAAGUGGCAAAAUAAACCAUGUGCAUCGAGA
Messenger RNA from Bubalus bubalis (water buffalo), 1324 nucleotides. It is a transcript of the gene AVPI1, whose product is annotated as arginine vasopressin induced 1. The record is from RefSeq and is a predicted model, not a curated record. Lineage: Eukaryota; Metazoa; Chordata; Mammalia; Artiodactyla; Bovidae. Bases 466 to 912 code for a protein of 148 amino acids. The transcript has 3 exons.